Molecule: messenger RNA, 825 nt
Organism: Aureobasidium musti
Lineage: Eukaryota; Fungi; Ascomycota; Dothideomycetes; Dothideales; Saccotheciaceae
Source: the annotation of a GenBank genome assembly
AUGCAAGACCGCCACUACACCGAGCGAUACCUGUCACUCGACGUUAAAGGUUCUUGUGAAGCAUGUAACAACGAAGAGGUCAUCGCCCGAGUGUUCUUCAACUUGAAGAGCAAAGUCGUUUGCGGGCGGUGUUCGCAACAGUGGAGGAGCUGGUGUGGCCUCUGUGACUGGCGUACCCUCAUCACUUCAGUGAUGGACGAAGAAGAAUGCGAAGAGGUCUGGACUGAAUUUGUCAACCACAUCGCGGACCAUGACAAGGAGGUCGAAUUGAGCAAGCAGAGAAGGGCGAAAGGGCACUGCGUCGCAUGCCCAGCCACAUUCGAGACCACCAAAAUGCGCUCUCUGCCAGAAGACUUCUUCCCGAAUGAAGUCAAAGAAGACGACGUCAUCUGCACACAAUGUUUGACCUGGUUCUCAAGUAACAGGACCAGGAAACUCUACGACUGGCAGAAUCUCCAAGAAUUCAUCGAUGGCCGAGCCCCGAUAUAUGAGGAGUCAACAAAGAACGCAGCGAUCAGAGCUGGCAGCAAGCUCUGUGUGUGCUCUACCGAUGAGAACCCCGUUGAAGGCACCGUCCUCAUGAAGGUCUUGCCAUGGCUCGAUAGACAUCCCAAGCUAUGCCGAGACUGCGCUGGCUUCUGGAGGAGCUACCAUUACAAGAAGUCCCAUGUAUGGACUACCUAUGACUUCUCAACCCACGAAAAGUUCACCGAGUUUUUGUCAGGAGCAAAGCAGAAUGGGUUGAGACUAGAGAAACGGUGCCAACAAAGGGAUGAAGGACUCUUAUGGAAACAUAUACUUAGAGGAGGAAGGAAACGCAUUUAA